UAUUCAAUACAUUGUAUAUUGCCUAAAUUCUAGUAAUAAUAUAAGGCCUGUCUUCGUGUCAGAAGAUUAAUUAAGUUUAAGGAGGAAUGCGGAUCUAGAUCUGUUCAAGUUCAGGAUAUUGUCUAUACUUUAGUCUCUAGAUAAGAUAUAUAUCUAGAUCUCUAUUGACAUAACAGACGAGAUGCUGACUGAUGUAAUCAACUGUCAAUGAGACUCAGUUACUGAUGAUUGAAAUUGUCUUUAAUUUAAUUGAAUUCUAGAUCUAGAUUCUAACUAAUACUAAUAUUAAGAAGAUCUAGACUCUGGAUCUAGAUUUUUUUUUGGAAAUGAAUGUCAUACGAAUUGUUGCUGAUAUGACACACCUUCUUGCUAUCAUGUUCCUAAUAAUAAAAAUUUGGAAAACUAAAUCAUGUACAGGUAUCUCUGGAAAAAGUCAAAUUCUGUUUGCCCUUGUGUAUGUGACACGUUACUUGGACUUGUUCUAUUACUUUGUCUCUUACUAUAACAGUAUCUUAAAAGUAGUGUUUAUUGUGACAUCAUGGCUAACUGUGUGCCUCAUAUAUAUCAAGUUCAGGACAACAUUUAACUACAGCGAUGAUUCAUUUCGUGUUGAAAUUCUCUUGAUUCCUGUUGGAGGUCUUGCUCUUUUUGUUAAUCAUGAAUUCAGCAUUUUUGAGGUACUAUGGACAUUUUCUAUCUACUUGGAAGCCGUGGCCAUUGUCCCUCAGCUGUUUAUGAUGAUGAAGACAGGCAAAGCUGAAACAAUCAAUUUGUAUUACCUCUUUGCUUUUGGAUUGUACAGAGCACUUUAUAUAGGCAAUUGGAUCUAUCGCUAUAAAUAUGAAGGUUAUUGGGACCCCAUUGCUUUUACAGCAGGAUGUGUUCAGACAAUUCUAUUUUGUCAAUUCUUCUGGCUCUACCAUAAAAAAAGAUAUGGGCAUAACUACAAACUGGAAAACUAUCUUCACGACUUAAGUCUAAGGGAGCUUACUUCUGUAUCCAAGUGGCAGGAUCCAGUUGUCUUAACCAAGAGUUUUUUCCCUCAUGACAAUGUACCAUUACUUCCAGAAGCAGAAAAUGAAGAAAGCCAAAUAGAGUUGCCAGAAAAGGUUAUUAUUCACAGUUAUGUUUAGCUGUGCUAGCUUUGAAUUUUGUUGGAACCUGUGCCAGUGAUGUACCUUAGAAACAAAACUUUCCUUUGCCAUGACCACUACAUCCAUCACAUGACCUAUCAGCUGACAUUCUAGCAGUCAUGUAUUGAUCUGAUUUUAAAGGUGCUGUUCAUCUUACACUGUGAUCAAUUUGUUGACAUUUUGUUAUCAAUUUUUUUUUUCUUAGAAAAAAAGCAUGUGUUAAUAAUUUUUGUGAAUCUAUUGUUCACAUUUUAAUCUACUCUCUAUUACAUACCGGUGCCUAAUUGUCAUAUAAGUACAUUUUUUUUUUACUUAUGUAUAAAUAUUUUCUUUUCUGUAACUAAAUGAAAUUGUUGUUUUUGGGAUAUAUUUCUUAUACACUUAGUAUAUAAUUCACUGCCUCUAAGUCAGAGACCAUAUUUCCUCCCAUUGACUAUCACAUUGAAACAAUUCACUGUAUCAUAGCACUUUUUUUUAAUGACAAAAUUGUAUUGAAAUUAUUAGAGGGAAAUAUAUGAUGCUUAUAUAUUUAUUUAUGUAAAUAUAAUCUAUAUAUAUAAUUCUCCUCUUCCCUCAAGAGUUAGGACGAGAAGUAAAGGAAAGGUCACUCUCUUAUUUCUGCGUAGUAAAAAAAAAAAUGUGGGGGGAGAACAAAUAGUAUCCACAAGACACAAUAAAGCAGGGCUGGACCUAACCGUUGUGACCGACAAGUCAUGGAAAGAUCACUCCUUUUUUAUUUCUACCCCACAUAGUUUUAGCGGGAAAAAAAAGAGGGCGGGGGAGGAAAAGAAAUAAUCUACUCUGUAUUCACCCAUCACAGGGCCAAGUUUGGGUAGGGAAGCAGACAAUAAGUGAAAUUUAAAGAGUUUGUAUUAGAAAAUAAAUUCGUCUAUGCAUUUUAUUAUUUCUUUACUACGAACAUAAUUGCUUUACGAGCCUUGCGUGUAGCCAAGUCAUACAGUAUAUUAUAAUAAUUCUGUUUCCUACAUAGAUCACGCUCAAUAGCAAGAAUUACCAAAUAUUUCAAUCUAUCUUUAGAAGAUUUGUUGACCUCAAGUAAUUCUUCAUUAGUUUGAGGCGCGAGAAGCUUCUUCCACCAGAUGACACAAUUACGCUUAUGCAUAAUGCCGUUUUUAUUUAUCGUGCGUAGGAUUGGCGUUUUCCAUAUUGAAUGACACCAUAAAAUGACAAUUUUCGUCUAUAUAUUUCCAUAUAUUUUAAGGACUUUUUCGUAUUUUUUGCAAUUUCUGGAGAUUUCCAGGAGCUCCUUGUAAACCGACAGGAGGGUCUGGGAAAUCUGUUUUAAAUAAUAAAAUGGUUUAAUUUAAUAAUUUAUACACAUAGAAUUAGAGCAGGUCCUAUGAAAGUGCUGGGCCCACUGCGGUUGCAUAGGUUGUAGUGGCCUAAGGCCGGCCCUGCAAAAUAGCGACGAAUGCUAUGCCGCUGGUUGACUAGUUAAAAUUUAUUAAUAUAGCAUUUAUAGAGAGAAGUAUAGGAAACAAUGUCACUUGGUUUUGAAAACUUAUAACUACAUACUGCUCUAGGCCAUAUACAGAUAUUUUUGUUUUUACACACAAUACUUUGUUGUACAAUGUGGAGGUGAUCUACCCAACAUCCCACUCAAAACAGGAACAAUGUCAACAAGGUCAUUAUUAUGAUUUAUUGGUAGCAAAAUUGUUUUUUUAAUCCAACACAAUAAAAUAAAGUUCACACUGAAUUCA
Molecule: messenger RNA, 2854 nt
Organism: Biomphalaria glabrata
Lineage: Eukaryota; Metazoa; Mollusca; Gastropoda; Planorbidae
Product: ER lumen protein-retaining receptor 2-like
Exons: 7
Coding region: 327-1133 (268 amino acids)
Biological process (GO): protein retention in ER lumen; endoplasmic reticulum to Golgi vesicle-mediated transport
Cellular component (GO): membrane; cis-Golgi network; endoplasmic reticulum
Molecular function (GO): ER lumen protein retrieval receptor activity
Source: RefSeq, a predicted model, not a curated record